AAGCGGGCAUAAGGAGAAGUGACGUAACUUCCGAGACGUUCCCAGGUUUUGAGGAAAUGUCGUGGUAAACACAGUCUGUUAUGCUAUAGUUAUACAGAUGUUACAGACAGUUUUUUUUUUUACAGUACAGCAGACACGUCGUUUUUCAGUGGAGACAACUUUGUUCGGGGACUCGUCGCACUCAGUGAAAUGACGCUGUCACGAUGCUCUUCAUUUUGCUGUGCAUUCAAGUCGUCGUCCAAGUUCCAGUAGUGUCUGAAGAGACACUGGCACCACCGCAAAACAUUCAUGUUGAUAAGUGGUUGCUUACAUGGACUCCUGCCACAGAAGAGAGAGAUGUCACCUACACUGUUCAGUAUAGUAGCUUUGACAACCGUGUGUGGAAAGAUGUGCCAGCCUGCGUCCAGACAUCUUUCAAUUCCUGUAAUGUUGCUUUCACCAAAACUGAGAGCGAGUAUGGCUGUGUUAUGCUGCGUGUGCAGGCGGAAAGACGUGGGCUUACCUCAAGACCAGUCAAAGCCUGUAGCAGAUAUGGUGACUCCUGUACCCCUGAAGUCAGACUGACUGCACGGCCUGGCUCCCUCACUGUAUAUCUGAGCGAGAACCACAGCAUGUUUGUUGAACAUGGAGACAACGCUCAACACAGGGUUUACUAUGGCAAGGAAGGAGAGUCACUGCAGCAGAUGUAUGAAGAUGGCACUUCUUCAGUGACCAUCCACAAGCUGGAGGAGGGAAAACAUUACUGUACGAAAGUGCAGUAUAUUAUCUUCAAUCAACCCUAUGGACUGGAAAGUUGUACCCAAUGUGAGGUCAUCCCAGAGUCAAGACAUGCGCCAAAACAAACAGAGGUAAUAGUAGCUGUGGUGGGUGUCGUUGUCAUCCUGGCCUUUCUUAUAUCUGCGAUAGCGUACAUCCUCAUCUUCCAUCACCGGAGAAUCAAACUGUGGCUACAACCUCCAUGCCAGAUUCCAGACCACUUUCUGUUCGAGCCAUUUCCUGAGCAUCACAUUCGCAGCUCCCCCAGCAGCUCCAGUGAUGGGCACUGGGAUAUCAUUUCCUCCAUUGAAUGAAAGCAGCUGGCCUACUGCACUGUUACCAACUCAAUGUGCCCUGCUUAUUUUGCUGUCAUGGGGAUCAGACCUGAGGUUUGACCUGUUUGAAAUGCACUCUGCAACCUGCUGACUCCCGCACACUUAUUUUGCCUGCUUCUCCCAGAGACCAGACUUACUGCUGAGAUUGAUUUAGACUUAGGAUAAAUGAACUGCAGUAAAUAACUUUUAAAAUGUAUUCUAAUCAUGACAAUCAUUUUAUGCAAAAUUCUAGAAAAGUACCAUUGGAGAUAAUAUAAAUACAGAGAUCCAAAGUUUUGAGGUUUUCUGCAAGGAUUUGUUUGGGCCAAAUUGAGCAAAAUGAGGACCAUGUUUGGCACCAUAUUUAUUGUGUAGUUAUUGAUUAUGCCACUAAAAUGACAAAAAAAGUGCAGUAUUCCUGUCUAUUUAGCCACGAUAAAGGAGCUGCUGAGAAACAGGUAAAGCAAAAUGCACACAUCAGUCACACAGGAUGUUUUGGACUCACCAUGUUUAUUGACACUAGUUUAAUGGACGAUCACCACAGGUUUCAGAUCACCACUCCCUUUGAGCCAACAUUACUAAUGUGAUAAAACAACAUUUUUUAAAUAUCUUUAAAUGGUCCAUUUGUUUAUUAUAAAUCAUAUAAUUUCUGUUUCCAACCAGUAAUUUGGUUGCUGCUGUCUGUCUGUAUUGUUGGCCACCACCAUGAUUUCUCUCUACCUAUCUGCUAGAUGCUCUGCAGAUUAAUGAAAUUUCUUUUGUCAGUUAGUUGUAUGUUGCAGGCUUUUGUCCAGUUCCUGCAGUUAGCUUUGGAUUUUUUAAUGUCUUACACUGAUGGCCUUUAAAUGACUAAUAAAAACACCAAACACACAA
This is a messenger RNA of Scophthalmus maximus (turbot), 1943 nucleotides long. It is a transcript of the gene ifngr2, whose product is annotated as interferon gamma receptor 2. The record is from RefSeq and is a predicted model, not a curated record. The transcript has 7 exons. Gene Ontology annotation, molecular function: protein binding. The coding region runs from base 204 to 1070 and encodes 288 amino acids. Lineage: Eukaryota; Metazoa; Chordata; Actinopteri; Pleuronectiformes; Scophthalmidae.